AUGGUGCUCCAGCAUUCGACCAACCACACCUACUCGCACCCCUUCCCGACCGUCACGCUCGCCUACUUCCUCCGCUACUCGUCUCCUAACCUCAACCCCUUUGCCGCCCACGUCCUCAGCACCGACACCAUCUCGAGUCAUGUCGACCCGGACACGCAGCGACUGCACACGACGCGCAUCCACCUGAAGAAGAGCCGCAUGCCGGGCGCCGUGUACAAGCUGCUGCCCGCGAGCGUCACGGGCGGUGGCGCCGGCGACAAGGCCUCGUACAUUCUCGAGACGAGCGUCGUCGACAUCAAGGCGGGCUGGAUGCGCACCGAGAGCCGCAACCUGAACUUUACGGGCGUGCUGUCCGUCGUGGAGAAGCAGGACUUUAGCAUCCCCAGCGAGGGGGCCGGCCGCGCGCCGUCGCUCGAGACGGACGUCAAGACGUCGGUCAUCUUCAAGUCGCGGCUGGGCGAGAAGCUGCGCGGCAAGCUCGGCCAGGCGACGGCGGAAGAUGGCUGGUUCUCGGGCAUCAUCGGCGGCUGGGGAACAAAGGGCAUCCAGCGCAGCAUCGAGAGCAUGGCGUCGACCAAGACGCAGGCGCAGCUGGGCAAGAGCCGCGACGGCAUGAAGAUGGUGCUGGAGCGCAUCCGCAACAAUGGCGUGCUGGGCGUGCUCGAGGCCAUCCGCCGCGAGCGUCAGCGCCAGCUGGCCGUGUAG
Messenger RNA from Akanthomyces muscarius, 705 nucleotides. RefSeq lists its product as uncharacterized. Gene Ontology annotation, molecular function: phosphatidic acid transfer activity. The record is from RefSeq and is a predicted model, not a curated record. Gene Ontology annotation, biological process: phospholipid transport. Lineage: Eukaryota; Fungi; Ascomycota; Sordariomycetes; Hypocreales; Cordycipitaceae. The transcript has a single exon. Gene Ontology annotation, cellular component: mitochondrial intermembrane space. Bases 1 to 705 code for a protein of 234 amino acids.